Molecule: messenger RNA, 812 nt
Organism: Daphnia carinata
Lineage: Eukaryota; Metazoa; Arthropoda; Branchiopoda; Diplostraca; Daphniidae
Exons: 3
Coding region: 35-652 (205 amino acids)
Source: RefSeq, a predicted model, not a curated record
CAACUGCUUCAAUCAGCUCUCUACAAUUCCCAACAUGAAGUUCCUUAUCCUCGCCGCUGUCGUCGUCGUUGCUGCCGCAAACUACAAUAACGUUCCAACUUAUUCGGCUCCUGCCUCCUCCGCUUAUGUUGAACAGGUGUACUCCACAUCCACUUACUCCGCACCAACUUACUCUUCAUCGGAAUACUCCGCACCUUCGUACUCUGAACCGGAAUACUCCACAACGACUUACUCCGCACCUGCUUACACCACAACCGAGAAAUACACUGCCGAGUCCAGUGAUGAAGAGGAAAACGAUGAAGAGAACGAAGAGGCUGACGUUGAAUCCAAGAAAGAAACGGAAUACUCUAAGCCUAGUUACACAACCGAGACGUACGCUGCUCCUUCUUACAAGGAACCUGAAUACACAACUGCAUCCUACGUUGCACCUGCGUACGUAGCUCCAGUUUACUCCGCUCCUGUCUAUGAGGCCCCAGCAGCUCCAGUUUACUCCGCUCCAGUCUACGAAGCCCCAGCAGCUCCAGUUUACUCUGCUCCAGUCUACGAGGCCCCAGCAGCUCCAGUUUACUCUGCUCCAGUCUACGAAGCCCCAGCUACCAGUGCUCCGGUGUACACCGCACCCGUCUACAAUGUUCCAGUCGCCGUUUACUAAACUCAGGCACUGCCCUCCCGGUUUAUCAAACUCUUUCCUACCGCCAAUUCCUUGAAGUAUUAUUUAAAAACAGAAAAAAAAAAGAAUUAUUAUUUAUUAAAGACUGUGAAUUUAACAAAUGAAAUCACCUUGAGAUCAAUAUAAUCACCAAGCAAAACAA